Messenger RNA from Chenopodium quinoa (quinoa), 2044 nucleotides. RefSeq lists its product as uncharacterized. The record is from RefSeq and is a predicted model, not a curated record. The transcript is spliced from 3 exons. NCBI's taxonomy places the organism in Eukaryota, Viridiplantae, Streptophyta, Magnoliopsida, Caryophyllales, Amaranthaceae. Bases 732 to 1775 code for a protein of 347 amino acids.
CUUAGGAGGUAAGGCAUGGCAUAUCAACUUGGAACUUCUCUCUUGUCGACUAAAAUUAGUUUCAUUUCAAGAUCUUAAUAACGAAGAAAAAACAUAGAAAACCGAGUAAGUGUACUUUUGACUAAAUUACCCUUUGACAAUAAACACUUCUUUCCCUCGUUCCUUCCAACCCACAAAUUAAAGGGCCCCACCUCAAAAAUAGGGGGGAAAAUUAGUUCAUAUAAUCAAUCCAACCUUCCAUUUUUCAAUUCUACCCUCACAUCCCCUUCAACAACACCAAGUAAAACAACCAAAAACACAAUGGAAUUUUUCAAGAAAGCCAAAGUGGUUCGUCUCCGUAGCCAACACAACAAGUACUUGACGGCCUCCGAAGACGAAGAGGCCGUCAAGCAAAGCCGCAGCGGCUCCUCAAAGAACGCGCGUUGGACGGUAGAGCCAAUCGAAGGAAAACCAAAUGUAAUACGUUUAAAAAAUUGUAAUAGUUGGAAAUACUUAACCGCAUCCGAGGACUACAAUCAUCUCCUAGGCUCCGACUCGACUCAACCGUCGAGUGGGAGCCUAUCAAGGAAGGUUCCGUUGUGAAGCUAAGAACUCGCAAUGGAAACUUCCUUAGAGGUAACGGAGGGGUACCUCCAUGGAAUAAUUCCGUAACACAUGAUGUUCCUUCUAGAAGUGCUACUCAAGAUUGGAUUUUUUGGACCGUUGAUGUUGUUGAGGUUGACUAUAAAUCAAUGGACGAGGUUGAAGAUAAAAAGGGUGUACUUGAAGAUUCCGUAGGGUGCAAUGUAGAGGAUCAUGGCUCUUUGUCAAGGAAUUCUUCUUAUGCUUCAACAACAAUAAUGGAGGAAGUGGCUAAUGACUGUCAUGAGGUUGGAUCUCCUGUGGCAAGUUCUACACCUAAGUCUGCUAGAUCUGUUCGUUCUAAUUCUAAGGUUUCUGCAACUCCAAGUCCAAGGACAAGUCCUACAGCAUCAGAUACAUCCACCCGAGUUUCGCCCCAUGUUCAAAACAUACGCAAUGAGUCCAAGCAUUCCGGUUCUUUCAACAAGCUCAAAUCCAUGUUAGAUGGCCUACAAGACUUACUCGAUGGCACGGAAGAAGAAGACGAUACAAAAACAGAUGCUGAUUCAGAGACUUCAGUAGAAUAUCCCUCUAAUCACCACCCUCACCAACUAGAAGUUAAGAUGGCAAAACAAACUCUUAAAGAGUUGAACAACAUGGAUUUUGAAACUGUGUUAUCUUCUGGGAGAGACAUGAAAAUGGAUAAGUCCAUCAGUAUCCUUAUUGCUGAUGCAAAAGUGUCAUACCGCGAUCAAACCAUCCUUAAGGACCUCACCAACCUCCGAGAUAAGCUCAAGUCCAUGAGAAAUGACCGUGAAUUAGCCUGCCAAGAAUUGAAUGAGUACACAAGAUUCUGCACUAGGAGAUUAGAGGUCAAGGCCGAACUCAAGAAAGAUGCUGCUAAGGCUCACGAGUUGGAGACCAUAGAAGAUGGCUUUAGCAAAAUGCUUGCGACAGCAAGAGCCAAGAGGGAAAGCAUAUUGAAGCAACUCGAGGAAGUUGACAGUCGAAUCAAGGCUGCAGAAAAAACUCAGGCUGAUAAAGCGGUGGAUAUUGAAGAACUUAUUUCAAGAAUAGGGGAAAAGAGUCAAAGCCUUAGGGAGAUGGAAAGGAAUGAGAAAUCAUGGCAAGCGAAGAAAGUUGAAGCCGAAAAUAAGUUGGAGAGUGUAGAGGUAGAAUGGGAAAAAAUGAAGAGUUUGCUCCAAGAUGUUUGAUUGUGCCUUUCAUUUGGUGCCAAAUUAUGCGAAAGAUUAAAGUGAUAUCAUUACAUAUGCAAUUUUGUCAAACCAUGUAUUAUAAUUUUUUGUACUAAGAUAAAAAAUAGUCAGUAACAUACAUUUCCUACCUCAUCAAUUUGUCUAUAUUAUAAAAAAAGAUCAUGAUUGCGAUGAAUACAGCCAUUACAUUAGUGGCACGAUCCUAGGAGGAUAUUAUGCCAUCAGUAUCUUUAUCUUCAUGAAAUACAGCAUUAGUUACAUAAUUA